Molecule: messenger RNA, 2363 nt
Organism: Salvia miltiorrhiza (redroot sage)
Lineage: Eukaryota; Viridiplantae; Streptophyta; Magnoliopsida; Lamiales; Lamiaceae
Product: probable sugar phosphate/phosphate translocator At1g06470
Exons: 13
Coding region: 523-2034 (503 amino acids)
Biological process (GO): UDP-glucose transmembrane transport
Cellular component (GO): Golgi apparatus; cis-Golgi network; endoplasmic reticulum-Golgi intermediate compartment
Molecular function (GO): antiporter activity
Source: RefSeq, a predicted model, not a curated record
UAUAAUGUAAUGAAGCUUUUAUUUUUCGCUCAACAAAAGAGCAAUCGGGUUUCGUAGACUGGAAACAAACAAACGUUCGUUACCAGAAAAUAUUGAGCAGUUUAACUGCCGACAGCUGUUCAUCCACCGAUCAAGACAUUUCACCAAAAUCAGCAAAGUGCCAACACAUAGAUCCAAUCGAUCCUUCAAAGUUGAAACCCGUUUUCUCUAUCUCCCUCAAGCAACACCCAAUUAAAAGAAAGAUCCAAAAAGCUAAAUAAAGCGGGUCACUUUUCGAUCCAUCUCUGCUUGUCGUCGUUAUUUCUUUUUUUUUAAGCUGGCAGCGGAGGAGUUGUGAAACCACGUCUAUCACACUGGUUCAGAUUGGGGAUUAUUAUUUUUAUAGGGGGAUUCGUUAGUUCUGAGAUUUAAAGUACUGAUUUAUCGAUAUCAGUUUGUUGAAGAAGUGGCUGAGUGGGAAGCAUUCAUUAUGUUGUGUAGAGUUUAGCAUUUAAAUGGCUAGUAAAGAAAGUGGUGAAGGCAAUGGUAGAGAGCAAUUCAGAAAGUGUUGAGGAAGGCAGAAGUGAUGAGCUAAAGGAUAGUGUUAAGAGAGUAGGGAUCAGGCGGGAACCUUCCUUCUCGGGUUGGUGUGAUGAAGAUGGAAUCCCACAAUCAGCUCUAUUGCGAAAUGAGGGCGUGAAUGAGGAAGACUUUGAUUUUGAGUUGCCUUUGGUUCAGUCACAAAUGUCAGAAAAAGGAACUGUAGACAGAGAGAGAUUCUAUUCAAGUAAAUCUCACCAUAGGAUGGAACACAGUGGAGGCAGUGGUGAUGCUUCCACUAAUGGUUUGAGAAAUCAAAAUGAGUAUGUGCCUUUUGACGUUGAAAGUCAGCACGAUGCUGAAAGAUAUUCCGGUAGCAACAAGGACCUUAAUCAUUCCGGUAGCAACAAGGACCUUAAUCAUGUUGAUGGCAAUGGCAUAUAUAGGAAAAAACUGGAGAACCCAGUUUCUGUUGCCGAUGUGCUGAAGACAUUGUUCUUUAUACUGGUUUGGUACACGUUCAGUACAUUCCUGACACUGUAUAAUAAAACUUUAUUAGGGGAUCAUAUGGGGAAAUUCCCUGCGCCGCUGUUAAUGAAUACCAUUCACUUUUCCAUGCAAGCUGUUUUGUCAAAGGGCAUUACGUGGUUUUGGUCCGACAGAUUUCAACCGUCUAAUAUGUCAUGGAGGGAUUACUUUGUAAGAGUUGUACCAACAGCUCUCAGCACUGCAAUGGACGUAAACCUAAGUAACCUAUCACUGGUUUUCAUCUCCGUUACAUUCGCCACUAUGUGUAAAUCUGCAGCACCGAUAUUUCUCCUUCUUUUUGCCUUUGCUUUCAGAUUGGAGUCACCAAGCUUUAAGCUGCUCGGUAUCAUGUCUGUCAUUUCUGUGGGGAUACUAUUAACAGUUGCAAGAGAGGCAGAAUUUGAGUUUUGGGGUUUCAUAUUCGUUAUGCUUGCUGCUGUCAUGUCUGGGUUUCGGUGGACAAUGACACAAAUACUUCUCCAGAAAGAAACCUAUGGUCUUAAAAAUCCACUUACUUUGAUGAGCUAUGUGACCCCUAUAAUGGCAAUUGCAACUGGUGUUCUUUCUUUGAUGCUGGAUCCAUGGCAUGAAUUGAGAAAGAACGAUUACUUUAAUAGCUCAUCGCAUAUUCUGAGAAGUAGUUUGCUAAUGUUGUUUGGUGGCACUCUGGCUUUCUUCAUGGUAUUAACAGAAUAUGUUCUUGUGUCUGUAACAAGUGCAGUAACAGUUACAAUAGCAGGGGUUGUGAAGGAAGCUGUUACUAUUUUGGUGGCCGUGCUGUAUUUCCAUGACCAGUUCACCUGGUUGAAAGGGCUAGGCCUUCUGACGAUAAUGGUUGGUGUCAGUUUGUUUAACUGGUACAAGUAUGAUAAGUUACAGAAGGGAGAAAAUUCUGUUGAUUUGCCAACAGAGAAUGCAACUUCAAAAUACGCUAUCCUCGAUGAGAUGGAUGAGGAAGAAGAUAGCCCUUUAAAUCGGAGUCAGUGAACUCGAGUCGCACGAAUCAUGGCCUCCUGGUGCGAGCCUCGGAUUUUCUUAUGAGUACUCAUGCAUCUUUGAUUCAAUUCUAGGAAGGAUUUGGAUGUUUGACUACUGGAAUUUUUGAUGAUUUAGUCACUGCUCAUGAGAUAAUUCUCUGAAAAUGAUAAAUAAAACAAUUUUUUAUCAUAAAAUUUGCUUGCCACAUUCAUUAAGAAUUCUUAGUCAAGAGUAUUCAUUAUAUUUUUGUCGAUGUUCAGUUUCUGGUUGUAUUCUAUCUUGUAUAACUACGACUGUAUAUUACUUUUUCUUGAUUUGAUAUUGGAAUUCUUAGUCAA